Molecule: messenger RNA, 1745 nt
Organism: Asterias rubens (European starfish)
Lineage: Eukaryota; Metazoa; Echinodermata; Asteroidea; Forcipulatida; Asteriidae
Exons: 12
Coding region: 448-1548 (366 amino acids)
Source: RefSeq, a predicted model, not a curated record
AUACACGAUCAAAACAUGCGUGACGAUGUUUUUCCAAACCUACAUGUAGCUCAAUUACAUAUUUAUAUAGGGCAAAUAACAACAAAACAGAGCAUAACAACCUAGCUACACGAAGGUAGCCUACAUUGGUUUCUGCACCUCCGUGGUUUAGACGACUUUCUCUGUUCAAUCUGGUUCAAGAAACGUCGUUGCCAGAAGAAUUCGAUGAUUUCACUCAUCGCGCGCAGUGCAGUGGAAAGGCCCUCCUGCAACCCCAUCUUGCUACUGCUGCUCGAGCUGAAUGCUGACUGUGUUUUGUGCACCAUUGUCUGAUUGUGAGAGUGGGUCUGUGUGCUGAUUUUUAGAUCACAUCUAAACCAACCCUUGUACAUCUAUCAUUGCCCAAGAGAAGGUAUAAAGUGCCCAAUAUUGCAUGUCUUCAACAAUGUGAAGACAUCUAUCUAAAUUAUGGCCUGGUCCACCAUAGUGCCUGUUGAGGUAGUGCCUGAUGUACUGGUGCCUGCCCAACCAGGUAACUCCACCAGCAUGCCAGACAUCGACAUUGUCCGCCAGGGUUGUUUCUGUGACUUUGAUGUUGUUGCGUGUACCAGAAAUGGCAUCCUAUCUGUGUUUGCUGGGAUGCUGACCAUUAUGUGUAUAUACAGGAUUGUGCGACUUCAUCAAGCACAGCAGCCAAUGUACCAUCAACUAAUGGUGUUUUACUUUGCUACAGCAGAAUGCCUUAUUGUGAUUGUUCAUUGGGUUUAUAUACAUGACCCACGACUAGAAUUGGCAGCGGAGUACCUUAAAAUGCUGCAGCUUCUUACUGUUUGUCACUUCUACCUGUCUCGAUCCGUUAGACUACUCCGAAGAGAUCAUCUUAGUAUGCAAUUAGUCUUGCCAGCCUUGAUUCUGUUCCUGUCAUACUUCAGUGUAGUAGCUACUAUUGCUAUUGUGUUAGUUAAAGACACUUUAAUAGAAUGCUUUGAUCCAUACUGGAUAAUGAUGUCAGCUGCUGAAUGCUUCUUGACGCAGCUAUUCCUAUUGGCUGGAAUACUCAUAACAAAGAAGAUGAAUGAGGUCACAACUAUGGAGAGUGCAAGACGUCAACAAAAGCGAAACCUGUGGAGUAUCAUCGUAGCGUUUGAAUUAUCGUCCCUGACAACAAUGCUGUUUGAUAGCGUCAUGUUGGGGCUGAAUGCAGUAAACGACAGCUGUGGAGAUAUAUAUAACCGAAAUCAAGUUGUGUACAGCUGUAUCUACUUUCUGUUGAUGAUAUUCAAGAUAGUAGUACCCAUCGUCACCCUCCUCGCUGUCUUUGAUCCGGUCUCAAGACUCAACGAUACUGGCCAGGAAGAUUUCUUUCACAGUGACACACAUUAUGGGGCAUUUCAAGACAGAUCAAAUAGCUAUCGCCGCCUGUACCCACCCGGCUCAGAGGACCAUGGUGUAUGGAUACCCCCCUCAGAGUAUGCCAGCCCUACACGACGGACACAGUCUUUCCCUAAGAUGCCCAUCAUAACAGAGGAGCAUGAGCCCAUCAGUGCAUCUCUACCAGUCACUGCAUAAAGAUGAGAAGUGGUCAAAUGGCCAAUCCAAUGACUACGUUAAUGGGGUGUUGUGGGCUGGGGUGUUUUACAGACAGAAAUGCUACAAAUGCACCAGAUUAUAAAAAAGUGUUUGGGUUCAAUCCACAUAAUAAUAAUAUAAUAAUAUCAAAGUCUUAUAUAGCGCAUGUAUCUACCAACAAGGUACUCAAGGUGCUU